Molecule: messenger RNA, 1368 nt
Organism: Helianthus annuus (common sunflower)
Lineage: Eukaryota; Viridiplantae; Streptophyta; Magnoliopsida; Asterales; Asteraceae
Product: homeobox-leucine zipper protein ATHB-13
Exons: 3
Coding region: 160-1107 (315 amino acids)
Biological process (GO): positive regulation of DNA-templated transcription
Cellular component (GO): nucleus
Molecular function (GO): DNA-binding transcription factor activity, RNA polymerase II-specific; sequence-specific DNA binding
Source: RefSeq, a predicted model, not a curated record
UAUUUCUUUAGCACAAUAUCCUUCACCUCUCUCUCUCUCUCUCUCUCUCUCUCUCUGAACUUUCCUCUCUUUCUCUCUCUAAACAUGAGAGCACAAAGAACUCUUGAAAUGUUGAGAAAAGUCAUAUAAUCAAAGCAAAAGAGGUAGCUUAAACAGCUGAUGACUUGCACUGCAAUGGCCUUCUUCUCCACCAAUUUCAUGUUACACUCCUCCCAAGAAGAUGAGCAUCAGCAUGCCCCUUCAUCUCUCUCUCCAAUCCUCCCACCUUGCAGUACCACUACUCAAGAUCUUAGUGGUGUGGCUUCAUUCUUGGGAAAAAGAUCUAUGUCUUACUCUGGCAUGAACAACAUGGAUGGAUGUGAUCAAGAAGGGAACAUGAAUAAUGGAGAAGAUGAGUUAUCAGAUGAUGGAUCUCAGCUUCUUGCAGGAGAGAAAAAGAGGAGAUUAAACAUGGAACAAGUGAAGACACUUGAGAGAAACUUUGAGUUGGGAAAUAAACUUGAACCUGAGAGAAAAAUGCAGCUUGCAAGAGCACUUGGACUUCAACCAAGACAGAUUGCCAUUUGGUUUCAAAACAGACGAGCUAGAUGGAAAACUAAACAGUUGGAAAAAGACUAUGAUGCCCUCAAGAAACAGUAUGAAGCUGUUAAAGCUGAGAAUGAGUCUCUCCAAUCUCAAAAUCAUAAACUUCAUGCUGAGAUAAUGGCACUUAAAAAUAGGGAGCCAGCAGAGCUAAUCAACCUCAACAUAAAAGAAACGGAAGGAUCUUGCAGCAACAGAAGUGAAAACAGCUCUGAAGUCAAGCUAGACAUCUCAAGAACACCGGCUAUCGAUAGCCCUCUAUCAUCACACCAUCAACACCAACAUCAGCAGCAGCCAAUCCCUAAUCUUUUUCCAUCAUCGAAUAUUGAGAGGCCCGAUUCGAAUAACCUUGUUGGUCAUCAACUCUUCCACAAUUCAUCAUCAAGGCCAGCUGACCAUCAACUCCAUUGCCAGAAACUUGAUCAAUCAAACACGAUUAAAGAAGAAUGUUUUAGCAACAUGUUUGUUGGUAUGGAAGAUCAUUCGGGGUUUUGGCCAUGGUUAGAACAACCACAAUUCAAUUGAUGAAAUGAUCAGGAAAUGAAAAGCAAAUGAAAACGGUACUCUGAUUCGCCUUCUAGGCUUUGGUUUGAUUAUAUUAAAGAUGGAGAUCAAUUUGUUUGUUCUCUAAGCUUUAAAUUCUUGUUUUGGCACUUAAAUUAAUAGAGUAAAGUUUAGAACAAAAAAGUAUUAUUAUUUUAAAUUCAAGAUUAGUGUUUGGAUAAUCCUUGUAUUCAAAGAAAUAAAAGGGUAUUGAUCGCCACCUGUUUUUGCUUUAUUUACCAA